Pelobates cultripes (western spadefoot toad) is the source of this 1194-nucleotide messenger RNA. The record is from the annotation of a GenBank genome assembly. Lineage: Eukaryota; Metazoa; Chordata; Amphibia; Anura; Pelobatidae.
AUGGCGUUUCCGAAUGUAAAAUCCUACUACCAGGCCGCGGUUCUGGCGCCCUUAAUGAACCACCUAGUUAAAGAUAACCGACCACAAUGGGUGACUCUAGAAAACCUAGCUAUUAAACCUUUCCUAGUCACCAACCUGUUAUGGCUACCUAACAGGAGCAGGCCAACCAUCCCACUGAUACCCCUUCAACUUCAACUAGCGUUGCAAACUUGGGACUUGCACCGAACGAAAUUUGAAACGGCUCACCGCCUCUCAAUGGCGACACCCAUCGACGCCAUCACAUACUGCAUCCCCACCUUUCAUGCCACUCCAUGGAAAGAGAAAGGUAUCUCUUUCUUAUCCCAAGCCUUUGACCCAGGCGGACUGAUGAGCUUCGAGCGGCUCAAUAGAACCUACAACAUCCCACACACAUCACAAUACUCAUACAUUCAACUUAAAUCCUUUUUGCACAAACUCAACAAAGAUAACAAGGUAGAAUCUAACAAACAGGGAGAAAUCUCAACCUGGGAACAAAUAAGUAUCACGGGUAAAAUACCUCCAACUUAUAGGCCACUCUCAGGAUGCUAUAAACUUAUCCUGCCAUACCAGUCCCUUUCUGGCUCGACACAAGCAAGCCAAUGGGAAAUGGACCUUCAGACCUCCAUCACUGAAAACCAGUGGAAAACUAUCACAUCAUCCGUUAGGAGGCAGGUCAAAUCUGCCUCCCUCAUGGAGCAAUAUCAGAAAACAAUCUACAGGUGGUAUAUGGUGCCGCUUCGCUUACAUAAAUUGUAUCCCCACACGUCUUCGACGUGUUGGAGAUGCAAACAAGAGACGGGGUCAGUCCUUCACAUAUGGUGGCGAUGCCCACGCUUAAUUAGGUACUGGGGCGAUGUCCAAAAACUCAUUGCUGAAACCACAAACGUCAAACUACCUCUCGAGCCCAUGACCUUUCUGCUAUUGGAUAUCCCCAAGGAAGUACCCAUACAGUCGAGAAAACUAAUAUAUCAUACCCUGCUGACCGCACAAAAACUAAUAGCUAGAUCCUGGAAGACAAUUGGGGCUCCUAAUAUCCCACACCUUAUUCAGGACAUAGAUAACCAGGCGAUUUAUGAAACAAGCUUUUCCGGGAUGCGCUCUGGCUCAAGCCGCCUUGGCGGAGCGUGGGACCAAUGGCGCACCUGGAGAAUGGCCAACCCACAACUUCUAUUCUAA